Orussus abietinus is the source of this 1481-nucleotide messenger RNA. RefSeq lists its product as uncharacterized. The record is from RefSeq and is a predicted model, not a curated record. The transcript is spliced from 3 exons. Lineage: Eukaryota; Metazoa; Arthropoda; Insecta; Hymenoptera; Orussidae. Bases 439 to 864 code for a protein of 141 amino acids.
AAUCCCAUUCAUUCGGCCGAACGUCGUCGAACCGGGUCAAAGUUCCGCUCUGCUUUCCGCGAGUUCCUCGGACAUUAUCGACCCGUUUCACCGCGGUAUUUCGAGAAAUCGGCGAAAUUAAUCCAACGCAACGCAAUCGAUCGGCGACUCUUUUACUCCCCUGGGAAGCGGUGAACCGGGCAAUUCAUGGGAUCCAGAAAAUACGAUUAAUGCAAAACGUCAUUUUGGAAAGGCUUUAAAUGACCUUUUAAAAGUCUAACCGAGAGGAGAGGAACAUCCGAGCUCACAGCUAUAAAUAGAGAUUGCGCCAAUCGCGUAUCAAUGUAGUUAGCGCGGUCUAAACUCGCGAGCAGAGUCGAGGACGUUCCUUGUCGGCUACUCGCACGACAGGUGGAAGAAUGGACAUACUCGAAGAGACCCGAUAUCGUUAGGCCUUCGAUGAAAAAUUCACCCGAGCAAGAAGGAACAGGGGCGGUCGAGCGUUCGGAAUUGGCGCCAAGGGAGAGGAACCCACCUGUUCUUUUGUUUUUUCACUCUCCGGGAAGACGUCGUUUACCCGUCGUGGCUCCCUUUCGGAUGGUGGCGUUCCUCUCCUCGGCAGGGAUUCAAAUUCCGUUGCAUGACUCUCAUUGCGUGACUCUGGGGGAGACUGCGAGACGAUAUUGGGACCCGGGAUCGAAGGCAAGAAAUAUUCUUACAUUCUAUUCCUUCCGGGAAGACUCGUUGGCCGGAUAUUAUAUAUAUAUCUUUGGCUUUCCGAGAUGUUUGGAUCUCCUUCCGGGUCGAUCGGCAGAGGCGGAACACGAGAGCUGGAUUGCUUUAUAUUUAGGCCAGGAAUCACUCUUCGUACUAUUUCUGGGCUAGCCUCGAUUAAGAAUUUCGUUAUCCGAAAACACUCGAGCCGAAUUCACUGAGUAGAUUAUCCGAAUGCUAGCGUAUGGUCCGGUGAUAUCGCGGAUAAGAGUGAUAGUGCACUCUUCGAGUACGACCGGUAUUCGCGGAUUCCACUAACCGUGGUUAUCGAAAUCACGGACUCGUUCGCUGAAAAAAAUGAGCGUAACCUUUUUUUCUUCUUAUCCGGCGGUCUUCGAUGUCGAGGCAACUGUGCGCGAUUCCACCUGGACAGAAGUUGAAGAUGAUACCGAAACCGUGGAACCUCCACCAGUUGAGCUCCCACCUCCACCUUCAGCACCUCCGCUGCCGCCAGUUAACUCCCUCCGAGUCUGUCCGCUUCGCUUUAUCUACUUCCCUCUAAUGUGUUAUCGACAGACUUCGAAAUGAGUGGCCGCGAAGAGGCUUAGGGAAACUGGCAACCGGUAGCUCCGAUAUGUAUUCCUAGAAUGGAUAAGAUAUGUAAGUCAAUUAUAAAAUUCAAACACAGCGAACGUUCCGAUUACACUACGUAGAGUGCACUUGCAAUGAAAAGUUUAUUAAUAUCGCAAGGAGGAAUGAUUAAUGAAAUAAAAGUAGCAUAAACAAUA